GCAGCCGGCCGGCUGGGCUGGCUGACUGGCUGGCAGUCAGUGCUGUGCCAGGCUAGGCAGCGUUUGGGUCGACCGCGCCUCGUGCGCCAGCCUCGCGAGGGCCUUCCGUAGCGGCCCGACACCGCGGUGCCUCCAAGCCCAGGGCCUCGUCGGCCUCGCCCACGUCGCGGCCUGCCAUGUGCGUCCGGCGGCCAGGGCCAGGGCAGGGAUGUACAUCCCCACAGACCCGUGCGGCGGUAGCGGCGCGGACCUGCGCUACCACCAGCUGCUGACCAUGCUCAAGCCGCAGCCCACCGAGCCCAACAUCCAGGCCGUGGUGGCGAGGGCGGGCCCCACCUCUACCCCCGCCGCCGCCCCGCAGGCCAAGGCCAACAAGGAUAUCAACAUCGACGUGAUCUCGGCCAAGUGCUACGACGCGAAGAUGCCCCCCACCCUGGCGCCCCCGCUCCUCAUAGACGCCGACAACUACAUGCUCCGGGACGUCCGGCCGCGCUCGCUGAGCCACGGCGCCCUCCAGCGCCCCCCCAGGACCCCCCACGGGUCCCCCGCCCCCCAGCAGCAGGACG
This is a messenger RNA of Frankliniella occidentalis (western flower thrips), 566 nucleotides long. RefSeq lists its product as uncharacterized. NCBI's taxonomy places the organism in Eukaryota, Metazoa, Arthropoda, Insecta, Thysanoptera, Thripidae. The record is from RefSeq and is a predicted model, not a curated record.